AUGAAUGCUAAGUGGUUGAGUGAGACAUUAGAUAAUUCACUAUAUCAAAAUCCGAAUUUGAAGAUAAAUGAAAUACAUUCAAAAGCUUUAAGGAAAUGGAAUACCAAUGUCACAAUUUCUAAAGCUCGUAGGGCAAAGAUAAUUGCAUCUUACAAAGUUGAAGAUAGUUUUAAAAAUCAGUUCAAAAAAAUAUAUGACUAUGCACAUGAAUUAUUGAGGUAUAACCCUGGAUCAACAGUAAAAGUUAAAGUGGAUAGUGACAAUGGAAAGUAUAAGGGGGAGUUAUUUACAUCUAUUGGUAGAGAUCCUAAUGACCAGAUGUUACCUCUAGCAUAUGCAAUUGUGGAAGUAGAGAACAAAGAUAGUUGGGCAUGGUUUUUGGAGUUGUUGAUAGAAGACCUUGGGGGUGCUGAAGUAUGCAAUUCAUGCACUUUUAUGGCUGAUCAACAAAAGGGUUUACUACCAGCUAUGUCUGAACUUUUACCUAGGGCAGAGUACAAAUUUUGCAUGCGACACUUAUAUGCAAAUUUUAGGAAAAAAACUUCUGGGCAAAACAUGAAGAAUCUGAUGUGGAAGGCUGCUGCAAGUACAUACCCCCAAGCUUGGGAAAGAGAAAUGUUAAAUAUAAAGGAAGUGAAUGAAGAGGCUUACAAAUACCUAAUUGUUAUCCCGUCAAGUUGGUCUGCAGAAAAACCCUAUGAAGUUAGGCAUUUUGCACAUAUUACAAACAAGUUUGUAGUUAACCUGGACAGUCAAGAUUGUACGUGCAGGAAAUGGCUUAUUUCUGGGAUCCCUUGCUGCCAUGCAAUUGCAGCCAUGAAGCUCUUAAAUUUAGAUCCAGAAGAUUAUGUACCCAUUUCGUUCAGACGUCAAUGGCCAUCUGUUAUGGGAAGACCAUCCAUCUUACCCAAACGUCCUCCCACCAUUCAAGAGAAAAUUACCAAAGAGAAAAAGAAGGUUGGAGCAAUGAGAGCUAAGGAGGAAUGA
Messenger RNA from Vigna umbellata (rice bean), 987 nucleotides. RefSeq lists its product as uncharacterized. Lineage: Eukaryota; Viridiplantae; Streptophyta; Magnoliopsida; Fabales; Fabaceae. Gene Ontology annotation, molecular function: zinc ion binding. The record is from RefSeq and is a predicted model, not a curated record.